AAUUUAUCUAGAGGAAAAAGUCAAAACAAACAGCGCUACGCCAUCGGUCCCCUGCCCCUCCCCGACGCUUCCGGCUUUCCGUGCGACCGUGCCCUUUUCCUCCUCUCGCAGCUCGCAGGCGCAACAGAUUCCACCCGUUCCUUCGGGUGGCCGGACGGAACGAGGAAGGAGGCAGGAUGGCCUCCGAUGGCCACCCGCCGGAGCCGGGGAAGAAGGAGGAUGUCGCCACCACGGCCGCCGGGCCUGGAGCAAACGAUCUGGACGACCCGCAAUUCAUGUGCUGCGUAUGUCUGGAUCUUCUGUACAAACCAGUUGUUAUAUCAUGUGGUCAUAUGUCAUGUUUCUGGUGUGUCCACAAAGCUAUGCAUAUUUUCCGGGAAUCGCAUUGUGCUGUGUGUAGGCAGCCCUAUAUACACUUCCCGAGUAUUUGUCAGCUCUUGCAUCAUUUGCUUCUAAAGCUUGAAACUAAUGAUUACAAAAGAAGGGAAAAAGAAGUACUAGAGGAAGAGAAGCGCAUGCAAACAUACUCUCCCCAAAUCAUUGAGUUCUUAAACUACAAGACUAACGUUGGAAGCUAUAAGGAGAACAGAAAUGAAGACAGUAAAGCUAGACCUCCACAAGAAGUUCCAUUGAAUGACAGCGUUCCAGAUGAGCAUUUGAAGAAAAUUAAAUUGGAGGAUGUUUCAUGCCCUCUCUGUAUGGAGAUGCUGUAUCAACCUGCUGUUCUUAAUUGUGGUCAUGUGUAUUGUGUAUCCUGUUUGUCAUCCUUGAAUGAGGAAACGCUGAAGUGCCAUGUUUGUGGAAGUCUUCACCCUGGAGAUUUCCCUAAUGUUUGCCUGGACCUUGAUCAUUUCCUUGAAGAAUAUUUUCCAGCAGAAUAUGAAUUGAGAGGGCAGAAAGUUCAAUUUAAGAAGGAUCAGUGCAAUCGUGAAACAUCAUCUUCAGAUAGGUGGCUGUCGGGACAUAGAAUUGCAGAUUUGACUCCACGGUUAUUCAGAACUAUUUCUAAGCAAAGGACUAAUCGGAGAACAGUAUUGGACGCUCUUUCCAAUCACAGCUGGAUUUCGGACAUUCAGGGGGGCCUUUUAGUGGGUGUUAUCAACGAGUAUCUCCUCCUGUGGGAUUUAUUAGAUUUGGUUCAGCUAAGACCUCAUGUUGAAGACAAGCAUUUCUUUCGCCUUGCUGCCAAUGGAAAAUAUUCUUCCAAGGAAGCUUAUAGGGGUUUCUUUAUUGGGUCAAUUGAGUUUGAGCCUUUUCAUAUAAUUUGGAAGACUUGGGCUCCUCCGAAAUCUAAGUUUUUCAUGUGGUUGGUCGCCCACAAGAAGGUGUGGACAACUGAUAGGUUGCAAAGAAGAGGUAUGGAUCAUCCGGAGAGAUGUCCAUUAUGUGAUCAGGAUCAGGAAACCUUAAAUCAUAUGUUGUUGGGCUGCGUUUUUGCUAGAGAAUUUUGGUUCAAGCUGCUGCUUCUUGUAAAUCUACAACACUUGGCCCAUCAGUCCUGUGAAGGGGUUUUUAUGGAUUGGUGGCAAGACUUGAGCACCAAGAUUCCUGGGUUUGCAAGAAAUGGUCUUAAUUCUCUUGUCAUUCUUGGUGUUUGGACCCUUUGGAAACAUCGCAAUGGCUGCGUUUUUGACAAUAAGAGUCCUAGUGUUGCUGUUGCUAUUAGAAGUGUUGGUUUGGAGAUUGAUCUUUGGGUUAUGGCUGGUGCAAAGAAGUUGUCCUUGCUUACUGCCCCCAUCCCAGGCAGAAAAGGAAGCACUAGGGCACUGCAUGCUGAAGACCCGUCAAAUAUUCACAUUGGAGUAGGAUGCGACUCAUGUGGGGUAUAUCCGAUACGUGGUAAGAGAUACAAAUGCCAGGACUGCACUGAGUUAAUAGGCUUUGACCUUUGCGAAGCCUGCUACAACUCCAGUUCAAAGCUCCCAGGACGCUUUAACCAGCGGCACACCCCUAAUCACAGAAUGGAAGUUGACAAUUCAGCACUCGUGCAUAGGAUACUGAGACACCAUGGCAUACCCGAGGAAGGCCCUGAGGGACUGAUGAUGGAAGUGGUUGGUCCUGAUGCAAUGGUGCAGAUACUCAUUGAUAAUCAAGGAAUGGAGGAGGGCAAUGACGAGGGCCCAGGAGAGGCGGCCAUUGAAGAACCAGUUGGUUCUCUUGGCUCAAUGUCGCGUCUGUCGCAUCUAUUCAUGUAUAAUCCAGAAAUGGAGGAUGGCAAUGACGAGGACUCAGGAGAGGAGGCGGCCAUUGAAGAACCAGUUGGUUCUCUUGGCGCAAUGGCGCCUCUAUUCAUGUAUGAUCAAGAAAUGGAGGACAACGAGGAGGAUCAGGCACACUAGAUGCAGAUUGCACCAGCUGCAGCGAAGCCUUUGUUUUGUGUUGCUGGGGCGGCUCUACUUAUGUAAUGUGGAAUGGAGGGAUUGCGCAAGCUUAAAAGUAUGGCUGGAUCGGCCUUGUUUUUUAACUGGUUCUCUAGUUACUGCCAUCUAAUAGCCAACAUUUUUCCCGCUUUUGUAAAUCCGUGCAGUUGUUUGUUUCAAAGGAAAAUGCAAUAAGGAUAUGCAGAACUAUAUUCCUUAUUUUAAACUCUA
Messenger RNA from Zea mays, 2591 nucleotides. Its product is annotated as E3 ubiquitin-protein ligase PRT1. Lineage: Eukaryota; Viridiplantae; Streptophyta; Magnoliopsida; Poales; Poaceae. The coding region runs from base 177 to 2339 and encodes 720 amino acids. The transcript has 9 exons. Gene Ontology annotation, molecular function: ubiquitin protein ligase activity; zinc ion binding. Gene Ontology annotation, biological process: proteasome-mediated ubiquitin-dependent protein catabolic process. The record is from RefSeq and is a predicted model, not a curated record.